UAUCGCUGAUUAAAUUUACUUAUUAUUUUUAAUUUCCUAGAAAUUACUUCAUCGAACACAGCAGUUCAGUUUAGUUCAAACGGGUUGUCAUAUCAGGAACAAAAUCCAGCAGUUCCGGACGUAGGACAGGGUGUAUUGUUGCAAUCACCACAGAACAAUGCUUCCGGGAUAGCAUCAAGUCGGCCUCAAGAACGACCGUAUCAGGAACGAGCUCUUGGAACUCAGGAUGAGGUACCGGGUCCAUCGGUAAAAUCGCUAGGAAUGCCAUCGCAUCCAUCUGACUCCGUUGCAUCACAUCCGUCAAACGCCAUUUCAGAAAAGCGAAACAAUUCAUUCCCGGAAGGUGAAAAAAUAUAACCCAUAAGUAAACGCUUAUUAAUUUCAUGUUUUUAAUAGAUGCAGAUCUGAUACCAGCAGACCUGCUUGAACUGACUCAUAAUCAGGAACAACACCAAUCUAUUUUCGUAAGUGAUGACGGCAUCGUCUACAUCAAUCCAUCUACAAAUGACUCCGGAGCCAUCAACGCACCAGGAAAUAUGAUUUCGCGCGAUGAAUUUAAACUCGAGAUAGAAUCGGUGAAAUCUGAAAUGGCCAAAUUGAAGACAGAAAUGGAACAAAUGAAGUAUGAUAUAAUCGAUUCAAUCAACACAGGUGUUCGACAAGCAGUAGAAGAUUGUUUCGAGAAAAAUCUUCCUCGUUUUGUCACAAUGUUGGAUAUGACCAAUAGGGUUGAAGGGCCUACACCACAUGUACAGGAAGGAAAGUCAGUUGAGGAGCACAACCUCAUUAACGAUGAGAAAGAUGUAAUGAAUUUCAACAAACUUUUAGCGAACGUAGAUGUAUUCAACGAUUACGUCAAAUAUUUCUCAAAAAUAAUUGCUCCAGAUACCUACUCGGAAAGAGGCGAUUCGGCAUGUUACUUAAUCGUAGACUGUUUGUUCACCCGAGCAUUUUGGAACAACUUUACCUGGACAGGCAUCAACAGAGGAAAUAAAUCAAAACGGGGUUUCCGUGAAUUCGCUAAUGUCCUUCAACUGCUUCUGAAAAUAGUUCGCGUUGGUGACCCAUUUUACACGAUUAAAAAACUGGAGUCUUUCUGUAAGGACAAACUUUUCCGUUACUCUAAAGCACGAUCCACAAGUAAGCAGCUUCGGAAGCCUACAUGCCGCCAAAAACGGGAUAAAAAAGCCAAUGAUGAUGAAAAUGAAGCUGAAGAUGUCAAUGGCAAGGAUGAUGACGAGGAUAGUGUACAAACCGAUAAUGCCACCACUGAUUCUAAUGAAGAUGGGUCGGAUGAUGUUGAGGAUAAACCUGAACCGGCUGAAACUUCAAUGAGCACCGCUGAAGAUGAGUCGCAAGAGUUUGCUGGAUUCGCUGAUGUUUAAAUUUAUUAUUCGUAUUUCGACGGAUAUUUUUUGGUUAAACAUGUUAAGUCACUUGCUUACUUUUAUUGUUAUUGUUAUUUUUACGAUGAAUCAGAA
Messenger RNA from Ochlerotatus camptorhynchus, 1481 nucleotides. RefSeq lists its product as uncharacterized. The coding region runs from base 384 to 1385 and encodes 333 amino acids. The transcript has 3 exons. NCBI's taxonomy places the organism in Eukaryota, Metazoa, Arthropoda, Insecta, Diptera, Culicidae. The record is from RefSeq and is a predicted model, not a curated record.